Molecule: messenger RNA, 961 nt
Organism: Hippopotamus amphibius kiboko
Lineage: Eukaryota; Metazoa; Chordata; Mammalia; Artiodactyla; Hippopotamidae
Product: U6 snRNA-associated Sm-like protein LSm6
Exons: 1
Coding region: 41-283 (80 amino acids)
Biological process (GO): mRNA splicing, via spliceosome; maturation of SSU-rRNA
Cellular component (GO): sno(s)RNA-containing ribonucleoprotein complex; U6 snRNP; U4/U6 x U5 tri-snRNP complex
Molecular function (GO): RNA binding
Source: RefSeq, a predicted model, not a curated record
UCGGAACCCGGCCACGAGAUUUCUGAUCAGGGUUGUUAAAAUGAGUCUGCGGAAGCAAACACCCAGUGACUUCCUGAAGCAAAUCUUCGGACGACCAGUUGUGGUAAAAUUAAAUUCUGGAGUGGAUUACCAAGGGGUCCUGGCUUGCCUGGAUGGCUACAUGAAUAUAGCCUUGGAGCAGACAGAGGAGUAUGUAAAUGGACAGCUGAAGAAUAAGUACGGGGAUGCAUUUAUCCGAGGAAACAAUGUGUUGUACAUAAGUACACAGAAGAGGAGGAUGUGAAGAUACCAAGAGUACCAUGCGUUUCAUACUUGGAUGUUUUUUAUUAAGUUUUUUAGUUCUUCUGUCAUAUAAUUUGUCCUAUUUUGUUAUAGUCGUUGAUUUUUCACUGACACAUGAGGAAUGAGAUAAAUGUAUAAAAUUGUGGAUUUAAUUGUAAAGAGUUCUUCCAUAUUUAAGCUGUAGUCGUUUUCUGUUACCUGUAUGUCAGUGAGCAGAAAGCAAAAAGAAUUUGUAGAAAAGAGAAAAUCUUUUUCUCCCUACAUGAUUUGUAACUGAAGUUUCAGACAAUGCUGUUUGAUUUGACUGCUGUACUUGCCAAACUGAAAUGAUGGACGUGAGAAUGAUUAAAACACUGUGGAGAUAAAAAAAAAAAACAAAAAACUAAUACAGCAAAUAACAAGGAAACAAAAAAAAAAAUGAAAGUAUAAAAUGAUAGAAGUGAGGUCAAAUGUAUUAUUACCUUAAGUGUGAAUGGCUUAAUCAUUUCUAUUAAAAGAUGAAGAAACAUGGAUUGGGCAAAAACUAAUUCUAAACAUAUGCUGUUUUAAACAAAAUGGGACAGAAAGGAGGGGAAAAAAGAGUAUAGAUAUGCCAGGAAAAUGUAAACCAAAGAUAGAAGGGUGAGCAGUAUUAGACAUGGUAGAAUUUAAUGUAGGAAACAUGGAGCGAUGUAUUAAA